Messenger RNA from Plasmodium vinckei vinckei, 912 nucleotides. Its product is annotated as FK506-binding protein (FKBP)-type peptidyl-prolyl isomerase, putative. Bases 1 to 912 code for a protein of 303 amino acids. The transcript has a single exon. The record is from RefSeq and is a predicted model, not a curated record. Gene Ontology annotation, molecular function: peptidyl-prolyl cis-trans isomerase activity; protein binding. NCBI's taxonomy places the organism in Eukaryota, Apicomplexa, Aconoidasida, Haemosporida, Plasmodiidae.
AUGGAAAACCAAGAAAAUCUUGAACAAAUUCAUUUAACAGACGAUGGAGGAGUAAUUAAAACAAUAUUACGAAAAGGAGAUGAAGGAGAAGAAAAUAUACCCAAAAAAGGAAAUGAAGUUACAGUACAUUAUGUAGGAAAAUUAGAAAGUGAUGGUUCAAUUUUUGAUUCAUCACGUCAAAGAGAUGUCCCAUUUAAAUUUCAUUUAGGAAAUGGUGAAGUUAUUAAAGGAUGGGAUAUAUGUGUAGCUUCGAUGAAAAAAAAUGAAAAAUGUUCGGUUCGUUUAGAUAGUAAAUAUGGAUAUGGAAAAGAAGGAUGUGGAGAAACUAUUCCAGGGAAUAGUGUUUUAAUUUUUGAAAUUGAAUUAUUAAGUUUUAAAGAAGCCAAAAAAAAUAUUUAUGAUUAUACAGAUGAAGAAAAAAUACAAGCAGCAUUUGAAUUAAAAGAUGAAGGAAAUGAAUUUUUUAAAAAAAAUGAAAUAAAUGAAGCUAUUGCAAAAUAUAAAGAAGCUCUUGACUAUUUCAUGCACACAGAUGAAUGGGAAGAUGAAUUAUUAGAAAAAAAACAAAAUAUUCAAAUUAUAUGUAAUUUAAAUUUAUCUACUUGUUAUAACAAAAAUAAAGAUUACCCAAACGCUAUUGAACAUGCAUCGAAAGUUCUUAAAUUGGACAAAAAUAAUGUUAAAGGUUUAUACAAAUUAGGAGUUGCAAAUAUGAAUUUUGGAUUUUUAGAAGAAGCCAAAUUAAAUUUAUAUAAAGCUGCAUCAUUAAAUCCUAAAAACUUAGAUAUUAGAAAUAGUUAUGAGCUAUGUAUAGCCAAAUUAAAAGAAGCAAGAAAGAAAGACCAAAUUACUUUCGGCGGAAUGUUUGAUAAAGCCAACUUAUAUGAAGAAAAAAAAACUAACCCCAUUUGA